Molecule: messenger RNA, 3204 nt
Organism: Toxoplasma gondii ME49
Lineage: Eukaryota; Apicomplexa; Conoidasida; Eucoccidiorida; Sarcocystidae
Product: heat shock protein 75, putative
Exons: 14
Coding region: 265-2850 (861 amino acids)
Biological process (GO): protein folding
Cellular component (GO): mitochondrial inner membrane
Molecular function (GO): protein kinase binding; ATP hydrolysis activity; ATP-dependent protein folding chaperone
Source: RefSeq, a predicted model, not a curated record
CGUUGAAGAAUGUACAUCUGCGCAGUCGGAGAAAAGUGCGAUUUUAUUUCUCGUCUCCUCUACUCGUCGCGGUUGUGGCCGUGCGCAUUUACGCGGUUUUGGCGUGGCUUCCUCGGUUCCCUAUCCGCGCAGCUUGACGUACCAAGUGGCUCUUUCUCAAUAUCAUCCGCACGUGAAUGUCUUUUUCUGUCUCCGUAGUUUCUGUUCCGUUUCAGUUAUUUUGUCGCUUGUAGUGUAUUUGACUUCGUUGGUUUGUUUGUCAAAAUGUCUCUUCCUUCUGUGGGCCAUCCGCUCUCACGGUUGGCCACCACCAGGCUGCCUGGCAAAUCAGCUGUUUCUCUGGGCCCCGUGAUAAAGGAAGGCAGUGGAAAGAGUUCGAGAAGAAUAGUUUCUUCUUCGUGCAUCCAAAAAAAUGGGGAAGCGGAGACAAUGCCAAAUCCGUCUAGAUUAGGCGACUCCGGAAAUGUGCGGACCCCGGUGAUGCCACCCACGGCCUCUCCAAUAUUUUCCUUCCAUCAGGCGGAAGCAUCUCUUCCCUAUUCUUCUGCCUUUCCACCUGUUUCCACGAUCCAUCCCGCUUGCUUCAUCCGGUGGAAGCGCACUAAUGCAGGGUUGUUCGACAAUUUUGGGCGCGGCCUGGCCACUGCGACCUUCAGUGGGGAAAACGGUUCAGAAAGUGGCGGGAAAUCUGAUGCAACGAGCGCCACAACGAAUGAUGGCGUCGCCGAUAGUGAAGGCGAAGUUCAUACCUUCAAAGCAGAGACAAAAAAACUGCUACACAUCGUCACUCACUCGCUCUAUACGGACAAAGAGGUCUUCGUCCGCGAGCUGAUCUCCAAUGCUGCUGACGCCCUUGAGAAGCUUCGUUUUCUUCAGGCAACUGCUCAAGUGACCGAUGCAGAUGGAAGUGAAGCUAUGGCCUUGGAGAUCCACCUGAGCACGGAUGCAGCUGCCAAAACGUUCACUCUUCAGGAUACAGGGGUUGGAAUGACUAAGGCGGAGCUGCUGGAGCACCUAGGCACCAUCGCGAAGUCUGGGAGUCUCGAGUUCCUCAUGAAGCAUCAAGGAGAGAAGAACGCCGAUAUCAUAGGCCAGUUCGGCGUGGGCUUCUAUUCCGCGUUUGUCGUAUCUGAUCGCGUUGAUGUUUACACGCGGGCGCACGAAGAAGGCGCGAAGGCUUACUUGUGGAGCUCAGACGGUGCAGGAGAGUUUAAUGUCAAGGAGCUUUCCGAGGAAGAGGCGAGCGAAGCCGGUCUCAAGAGAGGAACCAAAAUCGUUUGUCAUCUAAAGAAAGACUGUCUUGAAUUUUCGAAUAUUCACCAUGUCAAAGAGUGCGCUACAAAGUUCUCCUCUUUUGUCAACUUUCCAAUCUAUGUCAAGGAGGAAGAUGGGAAAAACACAAAGAUCACAUCUCAGCAGGCUCUGUGGCUUCAAACAUCGGCGACGGAGGAUGAGCAUCGGCAGUGUUUCAGGUACUUGAGCAAUACUUCCUGGGGUGAUCCCAUGUACAGUAUCAUGUUCCGCACGGACGCGCCUCUCUCUAUCAAGGCGGUGUUUUAUAUUCCGGAGGACCCUCCCAGCCGACUUUUCCAGCCGGCAAAUGAAGUUGGCGUCUCGCUGCACUCGCGCCGCGUUUUGGUGAAGAAGUCUGCAACAGAUAUCAUUCCCAAGUGGCUUGGAUUUGUCAAGGGUGUCAUCGAUUGUGAUGAUAUUCCCCUCAAUGUCAGCCGAGAAAAUAUGCAAAACUCAGUUCUCAUUGAGAAAUUGUCCCAGAUCCUUGUCCGGAGAAUUCUGAAAUUUCUGGAUGACCAGUCUAAGUCGAACCCAGAGAAGUACCUUGACUUUUACCGGAGAUAUGCGCAGCACCUGAAGGAGGGGGUGCUGGACGACGCACACCAUGGGAGCAAGUUCAAAGACAGUCUUCUGAACCUGCUCAGAUUUCAAACUUCAGAAACGCCAGCUGGCGAACUGAUCUCACUGGACAAGUAUUUCGAGAUGGUCAAACCCGAGCAGCAAAACAUAUACUACUACUGUUGCCCUGGCCGUGAGACCGCCAUGGCAUCGCCAUAUAUGGAGCAGUUCAGAGAGUGGAAGAGACCCGUCCUGCUUUUGAUGGACGAUGUUGACGAGUUCGUAGCAAUGAAUGCUCAGUCCUUCAAAAACAAGAAGUUUGUGGCUAUUGAUGCUCCAGAGGAGGACUUCGAGCCGCUGCUUGAGGAGGACAAGGAGGGAAAGAAGGACAAAAAGCCGGAUACACCUGCCCUGGUUGGCGACCAUCGAAUAGAACUGGAGAGGUUUGUUCAGAACACCCUGGGAAGCCGGGUCUCCUCUGUAAAGUUUUCGGAUCGCCUCGUUAAGACACCUGCAGUCGUCACGGGCUUCUUGUCGUCGACACUGCGGAAGAUGAUGAAGGCCACCCUUCAGGGGGCACCUGAUGCGCAACUGAAAAUGGCGAGUCUACCUGUUAAUUUGGAGCUCAACCCUCACCAUCAGAUGAUUACAUCUCUCUACCACCUUCAGCGCACGAACAGCGAUGUUGCGAAGCUGUUAGUCGAGCAGCUCUACGACAACGCGUGCAUCGCUGCGGGUAUCAUGGAGGAUCCGCGCUCUAUGUUAGAGCGCCUUAACAAUUUGCUCGAAGUGACUGCUCAGUAUGCUUACCACCACAACGAAAGUGCGACAGCGGCUGCAGAUUUGACGUCUCCCAAAGGCGACACAAUGCCGACUGGGGUGGCCGAAGACGACAAAGCACAGCCUGAUUCUUCAUCUGCACAAACCGACUCAACAGCCGGUUCGGAGGUUGAGCCGAGGAAGACGGAGACUGCCGUGCGAGAAGGAGCCAGUGCGUAAUCACGCUGUUUCCGUUUUUCUAAAACGACAUCGUAGCUAUAUAUUUAAUUUUCUAAAAGACGCCAGAGGGUCGUUGAACCCCAUGAGACUCGCUGUGUUGAACAUUGGUGGUUUGUUUUUGUCGCUGUGUGUUCCUUCUUUGUGUUUUCACGUGGUUCCUUUAUGUAUGUUGCCAUGUGUGCGUGACGAGAAUUGACAGUAUGCAGGGUAUGUAUAAGGCAUCCCCACUGAGAGACAUCCCAGCGAGUGAAUCAGCUGUCAUUUUGUGGAACUCGCCAGAGGUCGCUUCUCCCAUUCGGCAGCGACCCUUUAGCAAAAGCGGGCCUCUGGAGAAUCUCAAGUUUUUGAUACUCA